Messenger RNA from Myxocyprinus asiaticus (Chinese sucker), 978 nucleotides. RefSeq lists its product as uncharacterized. The coding region runs from base 1 to 978 and encodes 325 amino acids. Gene Ontology annotation, molecular function: ribonucleoside-diphosphate reductase activity, thioredoxin disulfide as acceptor. The transcript is spliced from 2 exons. The record is from RefSeq and is a predicted model, not a curated record. Gene Ontology annotation, biological process: deoxyribonucleotide biosynthetic process. Gene Ontology annotation, cellular component: cytosol. NCBI's taxonomy places the organism in Eukaryota, Metazoa, Chordata, Actinopteri, Cypriniformes, Catostomidae.
AUGGCAUAUUUCAACAAUCACAAUGCCAGCCCCAUGCGUUAUGUGGCCUAUUACCAGAAUCAGGCCAGCAAUGGACUCCCCGGCUAUGCCGGGGGCGGGGUUAUGUAUGGAGCUGGGCUCUUUUACAAAGACACGGCUGGUCAUAUGGAUGUGGCAGACCCCGCUGGGGGUAAUCGCGGUCUGACAAAGAGAGCGGCCUUUACCAACGGCAGUAAUGUGGUUGAGCUACUCGCACCCGUUCACAGUGAUAUUUUCUUUCAAGAAAAACUGAUGCUUAAUGGGGUGGACAUUAAAAUUCGCAUGACGAGAGGUAAAGAUGAAUUCUGCUUGAUGAGGAGUGAUGCUGUAGCCUAUAAACUAAACAUCCUGUCAGCCUCGCUAUUUGUGAAAAAACUGUCUGUAUCACCAGCUGUGAGAUUGGGGCAUGCACAAGCACUGCUCUCAACAACUGCCAAAUACCCCAUCGACAGAGUGUGCCUGAACAACUUCUCAAUUCCUGCAGGCUCACGUGUCUGCAAUCAAGAAAACUUAUUCUUAGGAACUCUAUCAGAAUCUGUUGUUCUAGCGAUGACUGAUAAUGAUGCGUUCACAGGAUCCUAUAAUAAAAACCCAUUUGCAUUUAAAAACUUUGACCUAGAAUUUUUGGCCAUUUAUCUGGACGGACAACAGCACCCAGCGAAGCCUCUGCAGCCUGAAUAUGAAAGUGGUUCUGCAGUGUGGGAAUUUUACCAGUUAGCGUUGGCUUCUGGAAAUCAUCUUAAAAAUCAGGCUCUAUCUAUUGAUAGGGAGGACUUUCUGCAUGGCUAUACCCUCCACGCAUUCAACUUCACACCAGAUGAGGAGUGCAGUCAGCACAUAUCGCUUAUCAAGUCUGGAAAUAUUAGACUAGAAGCUCGGUUUAGACAACCACUACCCCAAACAAUCAACUUAAUUGUUUAUGCCAUAUUCGAGAGCAUCAUAGAAGUGUCAAAUCGCUGA